UAAUUAUCCGCAACAAGACGUCUGGCGAAGACACGAUGGCUCGCGUUGUGGAUGGGUUGGUGCAGCACUUGAGCUCGUCCGGUGCAUACAAGCGCCUGCAGGAUGAGCUGCAGGACGUCAUAGCAGAGAAGGGGUUGCUGCGAGAAGCCGAAGAGAAGGCCAAAGCUGAAGUCCAGAGACAAUUUGCGCUAUUGUCAAGUGCAGGGACCAGCCAACAGCAACUGCUAGCCUCUGUCCUGCGUCAUGUCGACAGAUCCGUGUUUGAGCCCGCUGUGCGCAAGGCUGUUGAGGGUGCUUUAAACACGGACAAAAUCCAUGGCUUGCUCGAGGGCUAUUUGGACGAAGCCAUGGCUGCAUUCAAGGCCGAUCUGGAAGAGAAGCAAGCCAAGCGCCAGGCACUCGCCAAGCAGCAGGCGAGCAAGACACUCUCAACUCCAACAGCAAGAGAGGGCUCUCCUAUGCCCUCCACAAGACAGAACACAACACCGGCGUCCGCAACACCUGACGACGACUCCAAACCCGCGCGACCGGCAGCCCCUGCCUUGGAGGGCGCCACAACAACCGCAGACGGCAGCACGGCUGUCGACAAGCCCGCUGCUGGGCAGCACAAGGCAGGCACACAUCAGUCGGCAUCUGGGAGCGAGAGCAGCGCUGCCAAUACAAGCACUCGCGAAACGCCAAGUGCGGCGGUGAAAUCAGCCGGGCAGUCGAGCGGGCAUGGUCUGAGCCGCGAGGCGCUGAUGCGACAGCGGGCACAAGCGGCGUCGGCGAUGCUUCUGCAGCGACUGGCAGGUGAAGCCAACCAAGUUGAGCAAGGUGGGGAUGAUGACGAUGACGAUGACGACGAAGAAGAAGAGGAUGAUGAUGAGGAUGAUGAUGAGGAGGAGGAUGACGAUGAAGAAGACGAGGAGGAGGAGGACGACGACGACGAUGGUGAUGAUGAUGAUGAUGAGGAGGAGGAGGAGGAGGAGCAUGAUGAGGAGGAGAGCCCAAGCAAGGCUGAAGGUGGGGUGACCGGCGAGAACAACGGCGCAGCGGAAGAAGGGGAAGGAAGAGCGGGAGGGAAUACCGACAAGGGCGACAACCAAGAGGAACAGCAGCGUGGUGUGCGUACGAGGAAUACACGAGCUCGGAGGACGCAGAAUGACACGCAGCAUGGAGUUGACAAGGAAGAUGACGACGCCGGUGCCGAUGCGGAGGAGAGAAAGGCGCGGCCACGACGAUCCCGGCGCCAAACGGCAGCGGGGAGGCGGUCGACGUCGCAGGCGGAAGCAGGAACAGUGGUGGAGGCAGAGGGCGGGCGCCGAAGCACACGCCGUCGAUCAACCCGCAACAGCACUCGCGGUGGUAAUGGUGAUGAUGGCGAUGGUGAUGGUGCGCACGAUGAAGGCGGGGAUGAGGAACAGGGGGAGGCGGCUGAUGGUGAAGCGGUGGCUGGUCUUGGAGUUGGCACGCGAAGACGGAGCACUCGCCAGGCCAAGGCUCGACGAACUAGUCAGCGGCGGGCGAGCACAAGCGGACAGCGAAGCAAGCGGGCCAAGCGGCGCAAAUGAUUGAGGAGGCAUGGUGUGUCUGUGUGUGUGUGUGUGUGUGUGUCUGUGUGUCUGUGUGUCUGUCUGUGUUUGUGUGCGUGUCUGUGCUGUGUUUGUUUGUUUGUUUGUUUGUU
Salpingoeca rosetta is the source of this 1666-nucleotide messenger RNA. RefSeq lists its product as uncharacterized. The transcript is spliced from 4 exons. Lineage: Eukaryota; Choanoflagellata; Craspedida; Salpingoecidae. The coding region runs from base 36 to 1553 and encodes 505 amino acids. The record is from RefSeq and is a predicted model, not a curated record.